AAGGCAGGCUGUCCCAGGCAUCGGGAAGGGAUGCCACUGUGGCUGCUGCUCAUGCUGUCGAGAGGGUCUGUGGCUCAGGUUCUGAGCUACAAGCUGAAACUCCAGAAGUCUAUGACAGUGCAGGAGGGCCUGUGUGUCCACGUGCCGUGCGAAUUUUACUAUCCUUGGCUUUCCUUUAUGAGCCCCUACAUGUCUUGGUUCCAGAAAGGGGCAGAUGUAAACCAAGAUCCUCCAGUGGCCACCAACAAACCAAACCAGAAGCUGCAUGAGAGAACCCAGGGCCGGUUCUUCAUCCGUGGGGACCUCCAGACUGGGAACUGCUCCCUGGACAUCACAGAAGUCCACAAGGGGGACAGUGGGACUUACUUCUUUCAAUUGGGCACAUAUUCAUAUCUAGAUACUAUGUUCUCUCUGAAUGUGACAGCCCUGAGCCACACACCUCAUAUCAUCAUCUCGGGGACCCUGGAGUCUGGAUACCCCAGGAACCUGACCUGCUAUGUGCCCUGGGCCUGUGAGCAGGGCACAUCCCCCAUCUUCUCCUGGACGUCAGCUGCCCUCACCUCCCUCGGCACCAGGACUCACUUCUCCUCAGUACUCACCCUCACCCCACGGCCCCAGGACCAUGGCACCAACCUCACCUGCCAAGUGUACUUCCCUGCAGUUGGUGUGAUGGUGGGAAGGACUGUCCAGCUCAAUGUCACCUAUGCUCCACAGAACACAGCCAUCAGGAUCUUCCAAGGAAGCAGAACAGCCCUGGGGACUCUGCAAAACACCUCAUCAGUUCUCAUCUCAGAGGGCCAGGCUCUGCGGCUGCUCUGUGUUACUGACAGCAACCCCCCUGCUGAGCUGAGCUGGUUCCAGGGGUCCCCCACUUGGAAAGCCACCCCAAUCUGCAGGAGUCCAAUCCUGGACCUGUCUCAAGUAGGGGCUGUGGAGGAAGGAGACCUCAUCUGCCAAGCUCAGAACCCGCUGGGCUCCCAGCACAUCUCCCUGCAUCUCUCUGUGGUCUACCCCCUGCAGCUGCUCAGCCCCUCCUGCUCCUGGGAGGGCGAGGGGCUGCACUGUAGCUGCUCCUCCCGAGCCCAGUGGGCACCCACCCUGCGCUGGCGGCUAGGGGAGGAGCUGCUGGAGGGGAACCACAGCAAUGCCUCCUGGACCGUCACCUCCAGCUCUGCGGGGCCCUGGGCCAACAGCUCCCUGAGCCUCAGUGGGCCGCUGAGCUCCAGCCUCAGACUCAGCUGCGAGGCCCAGAAUGCACAGGGGAAACAGAGCGCCACUGUCCUGCUGCUCCCAGCAGAUAAACCGGAACCCAGGACCAGUGCGGUCAUAGGAGCAGUUGCGGGAGCUGGCACCAUGGCCCUGCUUUCCCUCUGCCUUUGCCUCAUCUUCAGAGUGAAGACCGGCAGGAAGAAAGCAGUCCAGCCAGUGCAAAGCACGGAUAUGAGUCCAGCUGGCAGCUCAGGCUCUGGGGCAUAUCAGCACCAGUCCUGGACGGACAUCCCUGCAGCUCCCCCAGCUCCUGCUGAGGCCAGACCCAUUUCAGAAGAGGAACAGGAGCUCCACUAUGCUCUCCUCAGAUUUCCCAAGCCGAAGUAUCAGGAACAGGAAGACAUCCACACCGAGUACUCAGAGAUCAAGACACACAAGUGAGGAACUGUUUUUCUCAUAGUUCUGGAGGCUGGAAGCUGAGAUCGACGUGUCAGCAGAGGCCUCUCUCCUUGGCUUGUAGUUGGCCGUCUUCUUUCUCUGUCCUCACCUGGUCUUCCCUCUGUGUGAGUCUGUGUCCUAAGUUUCUUCUGAGGAUACCAGAUGUACUGGAUUAAGGCCCACCUUAGUGACCUCAUUUUAACUGAAAUUUCCUCUUUCAAGACCCCAUCUCCUACAGUCUCAGUACUAUAGUACUGGGGUUUAGGAUUUCAAUAUAUUAAUCUUAUGAUUUUUCAACCCAUCACACUCAGCCUUGACUAUUUUAAAAUUAAUGGGCUUCUUGGCAAUGGUUUGAAUCUCCUAGUACAUGUGGAAGACCCCAGGACUUGUGUCCAAAAGACUGAGUUCCAAUCCGUCUACGCCACGGACACACUUUAUGACUUACUUUACUGUUCUACAAAGCAGCGAAGUCAUCCUCAUCUAGCAAAAAAUCGAUGAGUCAGUAAGUCCUGACACAAAGCUUUUUGUGAACUCUGCACACAUGCGUGUGUCAGGACUUCUCUUAGAUGCUUUAACAGAAAGUUUCUGAUAACAAUUUCUCUGAAGGCCUGGAGGGGCCAGUCCCAGAGAUCACAGAACUUUCCCACCAGGAUCAAACACAAGAAGGAUGGCUGCCCUUACCAUUUCUGUUAAACAGUAUUUCAUAGAUCCUUUCCACUGCAAUAAAUGCAAGAAGUAGAAAUAAGAGUUACCCAGAUCAGGGGGCACCUGGGUGGCUCAGUGCGUUGGGCCUCUGCCUUCGGCUUGGGUAAUGAUCUUAGGAUCCUGG
Messenger RNA from Neogale vison (American mink), 2476 nucleotides. Its product is annotated as sialic acid-binding Ig-like lectin 5. Bases 31 to 1650 code for a protein of 539 amino acids. The record is from RefSeq and is a predicted model, not a curated record. Gene Ontology annotation, biological process: cell adhesion. The transcript has 9 exons. Gene Ontology annotation, cellular component: plasma membrane. Gene Ontology annotation, molecular function: sialic acid binding. Lineage: Eukaryota; Metazoa; Chordata; Mammalia; Carnivora; Mustelidae.